CUGUUAUAUUCAGGAUCUAGGGAGUUGUGCUACAGAACAUGGCUCCCUUGCAUCUAUGGGUGGUGACCCUGCUGGUCCUUGUCUCAGUACAGAUAACUGCAUCUUCUUACUAUGAUGGUGUUGAGGAAUUGGACAACAACCUUAUUCUAAGCUGCACAAAAGAAGCAAAGCAUCUGGUUGAUAUAGCUUAUAAAAACACCCGUUUAAUGCUAAAGGAACGCUUGAGGAAAAGGACUGUGAGUGCCUCUGACCUUAUGGCAUAUUUCAAGCAGCCAGUGGCUGGAAGCAGAAAUGCCAUCAGAGCUGCUGAUUAUAUGGGCACCACCCUACAGCUCUUAUCAAAGAAGCUACAGCCGUUCCACCAUAGACCUUUUAACAUUACAGAUUUGCUGACGGAGACCCAAAUAGACACUAUUUAUAAGCUGACUGGCUGUGCCUACCAGCACCUUCCCAGAGCUUGCCAGGAGAGCACCUAUCGCACCAUUACAGGAGAGUGCAAUAACAGGAAGAACCCUAUCCUUGGUGCUUCUAAUACAGGAUUUACACGCCUGCUGCCAGCUGUAUAUGAAGAUGGCGUGUCCCUUCCACGUGGAUGGACUGAAAACUUGCCCAUUAAUGGCUUUCCUCUACCUUUGGCACGGGCUGUAUCAAAUGAAAUUGUUCGUUUCCCCAAUGAGAACCUGACCCUGGAUCAAGGUAGGGCUUUGAUAUUCAUGCAGUGGGGCCAAUGGACAGACCAUGACUUGGACCUUUCUCCUGAGACCCCUGCAAGGUCAACAUUCCUAGAGGGCAUUGAUUGUGACACCAGCUGUGCCAAACAGCCUCCUUGCUUUCCUCUCAAGAUUCCACCAAAUGACCCACGAAUUAGGAAUCAGAGUGACUGUAUACCCCUCUUCCGCUCAUCUCCAGUGUGCACCCCAGGAUCACCUGUACGGGAGCAAAUCAAUGUACUCACCUCAUUCCUUGAUGGAAGCCAGGUGUAUGGAAGCGAUUGGCCACUUGCUGUCAAGCUCCGUAACAAUACAAAUCAGCUGGGCCUGAUGGCCAUAAAUCAGAAGUUUACAGAUAAUGGACUUCCCUUCUUGCCCUUUGAGACAGCCGAGGAAGACUUUUGUGUCCUGACAAACAGAUCGUCUGGUAUCCCUUGCUUCUUGGGAGGAGACCCCCGUGUUAGUGAACAACCUGGUCUUACUGCUUUCCACACACUUUUUGUGAGAGCUCAUAACAACAUAGCAACACGUUUACGUGAACUGAACCCAAGGUGGUCUGGGGAAACACUUUAUCAGGAAGCACGCAAGAUUGUUGGUGGGAUUUUGCAGAAAAUCACAUAUAAAGACUGGUUGCCCCUUCUGCUUGGCUCAGAGAUGGCUACUGUUCUUCCUGCGUACAGAUCCUAUAAUGAGAAUGUGGAUCCUAGAGUGGCCAAUGUUUUUACUGUUGUCUUCCGGAUGGGCCACACGUUAAUACAGCCAUUCAUCUACCGACUAGCUGAUGGUUAUCGUCCCUUGAACCCAGAACCUCGAGUCCCACUACACAUGACUUUCUUCAACAGUUGGAGAGUGGUGAGAGAAGGUGGGAUCGAUCCUCUGCUUCGUGGUCUCAUGGCAAAUCGAGCCAAACUAAAUCGCCAGAACCAGCUGGUGGUGGAUGAGCUGAGAGAACGUCUUUUUGUACUUUUCAAACGCAUUGGUCUUGACCUUACAGCUAUUAACAUGCAAAGAGGCCGUGAACAUGGGCUGCCAGGAUAUAAUGCAUGGAGACGGUUUUGUGGCCUGUCUGCUCCCAGAAAUGUAGAUGAGUUGGCUGCAGUGCUCAAUAACAGGGGAUUGGCUGAGAAAUUCGUCAAACUCUAUGGAACCCCGGAAAACAUUGACAUCUGGGUUGGGGGAGUUGCAGAGUCUCUGGUGCGCAAUGGGCGCAUUGGGAAGUUGCUGACAUGUCUUAUUGGGAACCAGUUCCGCAGGGCUCGAGAUGGAGACCGGUUUUACUAUGAGCAGCCUACAGUGUUUACCAAUGCACAGAGGGCUUCAAUAGAAAGAGUAACCUUGGCCCGAGUCAUCUGUGAUAACACCAAGAUUACUGAGGUGCCUCGUAAUGUAUUUCUGGGGAACCAGUACCCAAGAGAUUUUUUUCCGUGCUCUAGAAUCCCAACACUGGACUUAAAUCCUUGGAAAGCUACUAAGCCAUGAGAAGGGCACCAGGAAAUAUCUGUGCUGAUGCUUUGGAAUCAGAUCCUUUCCAUGAUAGAGUUCUCCAUAUUCAGGAAUGUUAAUCAUUACCGAAUUUGCUUUUCACGUUGCUGAUGUGUAACCUGAACCACUGUAACAAUGUACACGUAUGUUGGAGAAAUGAAACAUUAAAUGAAUAUAAAUAUAUAUACAUAUACAGUAUAUAUAGAGGAAAGAGAGAGAGAAAUUUAGCUGCUCACAGUAAAUGAUGCUGUGAGAUGUUUAACUGCAGUAUGCUAAUCUUGAAAGUAGGUUCUUCUCUGUUCCAGGCACCCCAGAAAUAUAGAAAAUAAUUGACUUUCAUUGAUGGUACUUGUCAUUAUUACCCACCAGUUUUCUGGUUAGUUAAUAGCUGAGGAAUUGGGGGUUGUUGUAAGCUACUCUGAAAAUGAUUAUAUUGAAAAGAAAAAUAACCUGUCACUUACAGAAGGGACCUGGGCCCAAUCACAGUUAGUGGGGCAUUGAGCUUGGGAAAGAUAUUGUCCACCUACACGUUGAUCCACAGGCUAUACAAGCAACCCCAUUUCAUUUUUUAUAAAUCUACUUUUUAUAAUAAGUCACCAACUGUAAUCAUGUAAUAAACGCUUGAGCACCUAA
This is a messenger RNA of Xenopus tropicalis (tropical clawed frog), 2825 nucleotides long. RefSeq names its product eosinophil peroxidase (gene epx). Gene Ontology annotation, biological process: cellular oxidant detoxification; response to oxidative stress. The transcript has 14 exons. NCBI's taxonomy places the organism in Eukaryota, Metazoa, Chordata, Amphibia, Anura, Pipidae. Gene Ontology annotation, molecular function: heme binding; peroxidase activity; oxidoreductase activity. The record is from RefSeq and is a predicted model, not a curated record. Bases 39 to 2189 code for a protein of 716 amino acids.